Molecule: messenger RNA, 840 nt
Organism: Aspergillus japonicus CBS 114.51
Lineage: Eukaryota; Fungi; Ascomycota; Eurotiomycetes; Eurotiales; Aspergillaceae
Product: putative ABC transporter
Exons: 2
Coding region: 1-840 (279 amino acids)
Molecular function (GO): ATP hydrolysis activity; ATP binding
Source: RefSeq, a predicted model, not a curated record
AUGGCUGACUCCGAUCUGCACCCCCCCUCAAUCGAGGUGAGAAACCUGUCUUUCAAGUUUCCCGAUGGAUCGUCAGGCUUGACGGAUAUCAAUCUGAACGUGCCGUCCGGCAGUCGUACUCUACUCAUCGGAGCCAACGGUGCCGGCAAGACCACACUCCUACGCCUCCUGUCCGGGAAGCGUCUGGCCCCAACGGACACCAUUACCGUGGCCGGCAAAGACCCCUUCAAAGACGGUCUGGAAGGCGUCACUUAUCUCGGCAUGGAAUGGGUCCUGAACAACAUUGUCCGGACCGACAUCGACGUGCCCACUCUACUGGCAUCUGUUGGCGGCAACGCCUACCCAGAGCGUCGGGACGAGCUGGUCGAGAUACUCGACAUCGAUCUCCGGUGGCGCAUGCACGCCGUGUCGGAUGGAGAGCGUCGCCGCGUGCAGCUGGCGAUGGGCUUGCUCCGUCCCUGGCGGGUUCUCCUGCUUGACGAGAUCACCGUCGAUCUGGACCUGCUCUCCCGGGCCAAUUUCCUGGGGUUCUUGAAGCGCGAAACAGAGUCCAGACCCUGCUCCAUCGUGUACGCCACGCACAUUCUGGACAAUCUGUCCCUGUGGCCCACGCAUCUGGUCCACAUGCAUCUAGGCACCGUCCGCCAAUGGGGUCCUAUCGAGACGUUCCGCGACGAGGUCAAAGAGUCGUCCCAGAAUAGUCAGCUUGGCGAGCUGGUGCUCAAAUGGCUCACGGAGGAUCUUCGACACAGAGGUCCCCGGAAUGGAUAUCAGGGCCAGGCCAAAACCUACCCGUCACUAGAUGGCUUGGGUGGCUAUGGGCUUGAAAAGCGACCAUGA